Molecule: messenger RNA, 1965 nt
Organism: Toxotes jaculatrix (banded archerfish)
Lineage: Eukaryota; Metazoa; Chordata; Actinopteri; Toxotidae
Gene: mkrn4
Product: makorin, ring finger protein, 4
Exons: 8
Coding region: 9-1166 (385 amino acids)
Biological process (GO): protein polyubiquitination
Molecular function (GO): metal ion binding; ubiquitin protein ligase activity
Source: RefSeq, a predicted model, not a curated record
ACGGUGGGAUGGAGGGUGCUCGGCGGCGUGCUCAAAACACACGGAGGAUGGACUCGGGCAACAGAGGAAGUAUCUGUAGGCAUUUCAUAAAUGGCUCUUGCAGAUUUGGUCCAAGGUGUAAUUAUCGACAUGAAUGGCCAGUUAUACCAUCAACCCAAAUAUGUAGAUACUUUCAGAAAGGUGGAUGCUGGUAUGGCGAACGUUGCAAGUAUCUCCAUGUCCUUCAAACUGAGGUUGACACAGCUGCCGCAGGUAGAAGAGGAUCAGUGCCUACCGUCUCCUCCUCCAGUGUGGCUCGCGCACCACCUGACAGAAGAGGAUCGGUGCCUGCCCUUCUGCAGGCCGAGGUGAUGUCCAGGCAGGAGUGCAGCAGAUCAGAGAUGGUGGCUGAUAUCUCAGUUCCUCGACACAACACUGGGCGCCUGGCAUCAGAUCUUACAGAGGAACAGUCCCAAGAUACAGACUCUCUUCUAACAGCUUCUUUGGAAUCAGUCCAAAUCUCAGACUUUGCUCAAGCAGGUGCAUAUAAUGGAAGAAAUGAGCAGCAGACCUCCUCAGCUGAGACAACAGAGGACGGGGCUACGGCUGCGGCCUUUAGUACCCAGGGGACGGCAGAGGAAACGGAGGCCUUCCUCCAGAGUAAAAAUGUGACUUGCGGAAUCUGCAUGGACAAGGUGUAUGAAAAGGCGGAUCCAAGACACCAUGUUUUUGGAAUCUUGCCAAACUGCAAUCACUCGUUUUGUUUACAAUGCAUUAUGACCUGGAGGAAAACAAAAGACCUCGGGCGGGACGUGGUCAAGAGCUGCCCACAGUGCCGAGUGAGGUCUGCCUUUUACGUGCCGAACAAAUACUGGGUUGAAGGACAAGCAAAGGAAAGUGUAAUUGCUGCCUUCAAAGAGAAAUUCAGCAAGAAAAGCUGCAGUUACUAUGCACGAUACAGAUGCUGUCCCUUCAAAACGGAGUGCCUUUAUCGACAUGACAGACCUCCACGUCGCCGAUCAUUUACGUAUGCCACAGAAGAUGAAGACGAAGACGACUACGGUGUAGAGCUGCUUAAUUUUUUCAUAGCCAUGACCCUUUUCAGUGGUGACGACGAUGACGACGACGACGAUGAUGAUGAUGACUUCGACUUUCCUUUUUACCUAACUGAGGAGUAUAGUUUCUGAGCUUUUUGCAUUCUUUUUGUCAGUGCCUGAAACCGUGAAACCGUGCCUGAACGGGGCUUAAACUAUACAUGAACACUGGCCCCAGGAGAACACACAGCUGUGUUUUGUCCAUUCUUUCCUCCUUGUAUCAGUAUUGAGACAACUUUUGAGUAGCCGUGAUCGGGAUCGGGGAUAUCAACUGUGCACAAUGGAGUGUCAAGUGUCUUCAUUUCUUUUUUGUUUUUUAGCCAGACUACAGCAGGUAAUUGAACCAGAGAAGAACUAAUCUGUGAAAUUACCUCCUGCAGUCCUUUUGGAAACGGAAGUGUGUACACUUAGCUCUCCACAACGCAUGGUUUGUUGCCCCUGCUCUAGAUAUAAGCACCCCAGACAGAAAUUUAAGCUUUGCCCCAUCUCUAAUAAUUUAGUGUUAAAUCUGUGGUUGUCUAGUUGAGGGUUAAAGAGGUUAGGUGUUUACUUUACCCUCUCAUGGCCAUAGUGCUUUGAACGUGUUGCAGAUUGUUAAUUUUCCCCUUAACCCUCUCUUCUGAUUGAGUGCUCAUUUCAGAUUUAUCUCUCAGAAAUUUGCCCCAUUUUAAAGUUUUGUGUGGAUGGUAGUUUUAAUUGUCUGAAGAUUAAAAAGUGUACUGUAUCCCUUCUACUUAAUGGCCAUUCCUGAUGAUACCUGCCUCAAGUGGUUGUAAUGACACCCUUUUCUUGGUCUUGGCAAAAACACAAUGUUAAGAUUUUAUUUCUUUUAAACAAGUUGUACUUGUACACAGAAAAUAAAACGUUGCUUCACACUUUGUCUCACUGAAAA